GAAGCCUUUGGAGGUUAUAACAUUGCAAUCGGACCGAGCUGGAUUCAUUAUGCAACCGAUGAAGAAACAGUUCCGAUUUGGAAUCUCAAGAAAGACACCAACCUGACAGGGGUGUACAGCGACUACACAAAUAUUAUCAUUAGGAACGACACAGGAGCAAACAUCACGGACAUCGAAAGUUUUCACAAAUUAGAAAAAAUUUUAGAAAAAGUGGAAGACAAGCAGUUAGAAAGAAAACAUGCUAAGAAGACUCCCAUCUCGGCUCGUAUCGGUCUGGCGCUCAUGGGAUGGAAACCAAAGACUGCAGCAGAGAAACUCAUCGAAUACUUAGACGUUGACUUUGAAAUGGGCAAAAGGGCUGAAUUGGGCCCAUUCAGAGAGUUGUUUGCAAGGGAACCUGAUUUUUUCGUGACUGACCAAAGAGGARUGUGGACUCUGUACAAGGGUAUCUACAAGACGUUUGAAGACAAGAUCAAACUGGAGAAAACCGUGACAGAAGUGAAGUACAACUCGACUUCAGUCCAGGUGAAAUUGCGUCAUAGAUAUGUAAGGCUUUCCAUUCAGUCAUUUCUUGAAACAUCCAUCAUUUUAGAACUGUAUCGCUAUCUGAAAGAGUGGGCGGUGACUAGAUAUUUUGAGGCGCAGUUGGCCAGCAACAAGAAAGGAUUUUUUCCUGUGUUCCAGGAUCUUGAAAAACCAGGGAAGUUCCCAGAAGGCAGUGGAAUGCUGUUGAUUACAGUUGCAGAAAACGAAGGACGAAGAAUCGAGAAACAAUCUUUCGAGAAAACCAAAGCAGAGAUUGUCGAGAUGUUGAGGGGAGUUUAUGGACAGGACGUACCAGAACCGACAGAUAUAUUCUACCCCAGAUGGUUCACGAAUCCCUUUACUCGCGGCACAUUUACAUWUUCACCACUUGGUACUACAUCUCAAGACAUUACGAAUCUUGCUAUGAACUUAGAAAACUUGUACUUCGCUGGCGAAGGGACGAGCGAAGACUGGCACGGGUAUAUGCAGGGUGCAUAUCUGACGGGUCAGGAGAAAGCACGAAUAAUAUCCAGCAUUAUUAAAAAGCAAGACACUGAGGAUUGCCAUCUGGACUAAAAUAUGAUGCAAAUCAAGAAAAAUUACAUAUAUUAUUCAAUUUAUUUAUCUUCCCCCCACCUCCACCCCCCUGGGAAAAUGAGUUCUCUCUCAUGUAUAUCACAUUAAACCAGAUUUAAACGUUUCUGCCUCCUGUCAUGGCUGCCAUCACGUGAUAAGCCUAAAUACUGACAUUAUUUAAUAGAUACUUUUCAGUUUGGGAUGAUUUUCCAUUCCAGACCACGUGUCAUUCCCUGGAGUAUCAUUUCUUUGCUUAUUAGUACUAUUUAAUAUACAUUAGUAUGGAUAAAAGUUUUAAAAAGCUUCAAAUUUGAACUGGUUUUAAAUGGCAAAAAAGAGUCUAAAGUAUAAGGAUUCAUCGAUUAAUGAAUCAAACAAAUGCAAAAAAUUAUAAAAUAACA
Molecule: messenger RNA, 1502 nt
Organism: Actinia tenebrosa (Australian red waratah sea anemone)
Lineage: Eukaryota; Metazoa; Cnidaria; Anthozoa; Actiniaria; Actiniidae
Biological process (GO): polyamine catabolic process
Molecular function (GO): oxidoreductase activity
Source: RefSeq, a predicted model, not a curated record